UUCUGCGUUGCUUCCUUGUGUCCUCGAUGUCUCGCGGCCUCCACUUUCUCUUCUAUCUUCCUCUCGGAUAUUCGCUACCUAAUGUCCUGGCUGCUGAUGAGGCGUCCGAACAACCAAAAAGACUGACAGAGCCGGCGGCUCGGCGCUCCGCAACAAGGAGGAAGGCGUUCUUCGCUCCACGUCUUUCUUCGUUUCCGCGAAAUCUCCUCGCCUGUCUGGUCUCUCUUUUGUCUUCUUUGCCUUUCGGCUCCUCUCGGCCGUCGCUGCACUUCAGGACCUUCCGGUUCUCCUGACCGCCGCAGCGAGGGCGGUGUCUCCGACUUGCUCGCGCUCUGUGUCCUUCCCGUUCCCCGUCUCUUCUCCAAGGUUCUCUUGCCUCUGUUUCGUCUUCUCGCAUCUACCGCUCGACGUUUGCCCUCCCCCCUUCCUUCGCUUCUCGCCCAGAUCUUCCUCUGUGUGUAGUCGCCGGACUCCUCUGCAUGCGUGUAUCUCCGUGAACGCGUCGUCUCACUUCCCUGCCGUAUCUUCUCGGUCUCCUCCGCUGCUGCGCGAGCCACCGUCAUCUCCGUUUCUCUUCUCUCUCUUCUUCCUCUUCUUUCUCUUCUUCCCAACUCCUCUUUCCUGCUUUAAAAGGCGACACAAGCUCCACAGGCCCCCUACACACACACACAGUUGCAUGCAUGUAUGUUUACAUGCAUACCUAUGAUUCUGUCUAUUCAAGUGCGAAUGUAUAUAUAUGUAUAUAUAUAUAUAUAUAUAUGUGUAUAUGUAUGUAUGUACAUGUAUAUGUAUGUCGUGAAAAUCUGUAUAUCUAGAUAUGUGCAUUCUUGCUUCAGAGGGAGAGAACUGUUCUCGCACCAAAAGUUCAGGAAGAUCCGUUCUUCUCUCUCGGUCUUCCAUCUUCUCGCGCUGUCGUCUUUCCAGCCCAUUUAGUAUCCACGCGCAGCUUUUCGUCUCCUUGUUUCUCCACUGCGUGUCUUCUCGCUUCGCGCGCCAGCCAUUUUCUCUGGUUCCUUGUCUCCUCCUCGUCUGUGUGCUCGCACUCUCUCGACGCGACCGUCCUCUGGCGAGCAGGGGAUUGCCGCCUCGCCGCUUGCGCCUUCGGCAGAGAAGGAAUUUGCUCUCGAAGACAGACGCGCCGACGCAGAAGGGUGACGAGUGCAGAGGGGAGGAGAGGAAACGGACUCUCCAACUUGGAGGCACAGUCCACUUUUUAGAUCCAUUGUUUCCUGAUGAAUUGAAACACUGAGGUCUUUUGGAACGAGACGGGGAAACGAGGAAAAUAUCGCAAAGAGAACACGAUGGAACUCGAACGGAACUGCAUGCUGUACAUCUACAGCAGUCGGGGGGACGCGCCUUCGACCGCGGAGCUGCAGAAGAAAAUCGAAAGUCCCAACGAGGCGACGAAGGCAGAGGGCAUGCAAGACCUCAUCAUCGGCAUGACGCAGGGAGAGGCGUACACUCGGCUGCUCAUGACGGUCAUUCGUUACGCAAUGCCGAGCAAGGAUAAACGAGUGAAAAAACUCACACAGCUUUACCUUGAAAUCGUGGGCAAAUGCAGGCCUGACGGAUCCCUCAAAGAGGAAAUGAUUCUCGUUUGCAACGCGCUGCGGAACGACUUGAUGUCUCCGAACGAGUACGUCCGCGGUUCCACGCUGCGUCUGCUCUCGAAGAUUCGUCAAUUCAAAGUUCUGGAGCCUCUCGUCGAAGCCAUUCUGCAAAACCUCACACAUCGCCACAGCUAUGUUCGCAGAAACGCCGUCAUGUGCGUUUACUCCAUUGUGAAGAACUUUGGGUUGGAUGCGAUUCCAGCCGCGAUUGAUCAGAUCGAGCAGAUGCUUCUGUCGGAGGGCGACUUGACGACGAAGCGCAACGCCUUCCUCGUGUUGGUGCACUGUGCGAGCAAACGAGCAAUUCAAUUUAUUCUUCAACAGCGCUCUGAAGACGGCACUGGUGGCCUCGGCUUCCUGCUGAGCUCAGGCGACCUCUUUCAACUUGCGCUUCUGGAACUCCUCCGGAAAGUCUGCCGGCAAAAACAGCAGCAAAAAGCUGGCUUGCUGCGGCUGAUCGUCUCCAUUCUGCCGAACACCCUGCCGUCGGUGGCGUACGAAGGCGCAUGUUCGCUCCUGGCGCUGUCGAGGGCGCCGGUGUCUCUGAAGGCUGCUGCAGGCGCGUUCGCUUCGCUCCUCUGCGGGAACAGCGACAACAAUGUGAAGCUCAUUGUUCUCGAUCGACUCCAGGAGUGCGUCCAGAGAGCAAGUCGCCGAACGAUGGAGGAGUUCGUCAUCGACCUCCUCAGAGGCUUGCAGACGCCGUCGCUCGAAGUGCGUCGCAAGAUUUUGGACCUCGUCCUGCAGAUCGUCGGAAAGAACUCGGUGGAGCAGUUGCUCAAUGUCCUGAAGCGCGAACUGCUUCGCACGGCAGAGCCUGAGCAGCUGACGGUGCCCAGGACGAUGGAGUACCGCAGACUCCUCAUCAAAGCGGUGCACUCCUGCUGCACGCGUUUUCCGGAGGCGGCGGCCUCGGUCGUGAACGUCUUGAUCGACUUCCUGGGAGACCCCGAUGUGACCACAGCGACCGAAGUCGCCGUCGUCGUUCGCGAGCUCGUCGCAACGUGUGUGCACCUCCGUUCGCGCAUCAUCUCGCGCGUCGUCGACGCCUUCCCCGACCUCGCACAUGCCAGAGUCCUGCGAGUGUCGCUGUGGAUGCUGGGCGAAUUCUGCGAAGACUCCGAGCUCCUCGAUUCGUUCCUGACGGCGGUCUACGCAGCGUGUUCUCCUCUCCCCUUCACCUCAGGCGAUUCCGGCGGCGCGGAAGGCGAGCAGCGCAGCGGCUGUCAGCCGAAGCUGAAAAUGACGACUCGAACGGUCGUUCUGGAAGACGGAACGUACGGAACUGAGGAUGUCUACGAAAGUGUGAACGAGAAAGGAGACUCUUCCGCGAAAGCCGGGAAAACGGCGCUACGGAAGUUCAUUCUGGGCGGCGACUUCCUUCUCGCGUCAACGGUGGCGGUGACAUGCGCGAAGUUGAUUCUGAAGACGAGUGACGAAGUGCAUGCGCAGCUGGUUGAGGAGUUCGAAAGACAUCGGGAAGCUGUGCAGGAGAAGGCCGGCCGCCGGACGCUGACAGGAGAUGCCCAGGCGCGAGAAACGCUUCUGGAGAGACAGGAACUCGAGGGAAAAGUCGCGCCAGUCAAACUCCGAGCUUCCACGGAGCAAAAGACGCGGGUGCUCUACCUCGUGGCUUGUCUGCUCAAGUUCCUUCGCCUCUCUUCCUCAGGCGCAGGCGCACACUCCGACGCGGCGAUUCGAGUUUGCCAGAGUCUCCGGGCUCUCUGUGGGCUGAUGACCGGUUUGGAGAAGGAGAAGGCCUUCGUCCGGCACUGGGUCCACCACGGGAGAUUCGCGCUCGAGCGCGUCCUGGCCCUCGGUCCCGUGAGCGACGAUCCUUUUACGUGGAACCUCAAAGACGCUGAAGACGAGAAGACGGUCUCGGCUCCCGACGACCUCGCGUUUUUCCGACAGCUGCGCCCCGAUCGUCAGUCGUUGAUGGUCGCGUCUGAAGGCGUCGCGGCGGUUGGGGAAGACAGCCUGGAGGAAGACGAAAUCUACUAUUCUGCAUGCGCGGGACUUGCGCGCGGCGCCGAGUUGGAGGAAGUCGACGAAACUGAAGCAGAUCUGCAACUGACUGUCGGCGGCGCAGGCGGAACGUCUCCUUCGCUCUUCGGAGGCAACGCGAAAGACGACGCUGCUCUCUUUCAACAGAGACUCGCGAAAGUUCAACCCAUCACUGGGCAAGCCGAUCCGUUGUACGUGGAGGCAUUCUUGCAAGUGAAUCAGUUCGACCUCCUCGUCGAGAUGCUCGUUGUCAACCGCACUCAAGAUUCUCUCCAGAACGUGACGGUGGAGCUGUCUACUCACGGAGAUCUGAAGUUGGUGGAGCGCCCCGCGCCUGUCUCGCUCGCUCCUGGACAGCAGGCGGUGCUGCACGCGCCGAUCAAAGUGCGAAGCACAGAGGCGGGGAUCAUUCUGGGCUACGUCACCUUCAGUCGGCGCGGGUCCUCCGACAAAGAAUGUCUUGUGUUGAACGAACUGCACAUCGAUGUCCUCGACUACAUCGAGAGACGGUGGACGUGCGAACUGGCGUUCCGUUCCAUGUGGGCCGAAUUCGAAUGGGAGAAUAAAAUCCACGUCAAUACUUCUUUUACCGACGUUUCCGAGUUUUUGGAGCAUCUGAUGAAGAUGACAAAUCUCACGGUGGUGGGCUUCAGGCCGCCAGCGAGCGUCAUGCGUCGGCUGAAGUUCUCAGCUGCGUGCGCUGGGUUGGACGAGGCAGAGAGAGCAGCGGGAGAUGGAGAAGAAGACGAAGAUCGCUAUUUGCAGUCCGUGCGAAAGAUCCCCACACUUCGGAAGCUCUCCGAAAGCUCGUCCUUCUUCGCCGUGAAUCUGUACUCCAGAAGCAUCUUUGGCGAAGAUGCCUUGGUGAACGUGAGCAUUGAAAAGCUUCCUGGAGGCAAACUGGCAGGAAGCAUCCGCAUUCGCAGUCGUACUCAGGGCAUCGCUCUCAGCCUAGGAGACCGCAUCACAGUUGUUCAGCGCGGUCUGACCAAGUAAAGAAGGCGACGCACCGCGGAAUGUCGGCUGCCGCGUUUCUCUUCCAGGGGAACGCGAGGGUUCUGCGGAACAUGUUUUCAAUGGGUGAAUGAAUGCGUUAGCGCUCAAGUCCCGAGGUGGUGGCGUUCAUGUGUUCGCAAGCACUUGCACUGUUGACGGACUGUUUCUUGAACUGUUCUGGGAAGCGAACUGGUCGGAGAUGUCCUUGUGGCUUCUGCCGAAAAAAAAGUUCAUCGAAAUCCAAAAGAUAACCCUGUGAGGGGCGGAACAACGGGAAGCCUCUAUUUUUCGUACUCAAAAUACGUCUCUGGUCAAAGGAUCUGCGAUCCAGAACGUUGGAGCGGACUUCCGUCACUAGAUUCUUGAGGAAGAUGUUCACACGGUGCUGCAUCUCUGCUCGGUGUCGUGCGCCUUUCCCCGUGGCAAAAAGGCUACAAACGAAGAACGCGCUCACGGC
This is a messenger RNA of Toxoplasma gondii ME49, 5070 nucleotides long. RefSeq names its product beta-COP. Bases 1302 to 4613 code for a protein of 1103 amino acids. Gene Ontology annotation, molecular function: structural molecule activity. Gene Ontology annotation, cellular component: cytoplasm; COPI vesicle coat. The transcript has 19 exons. The record is from RefSeq and is a predicted model, not a curated record. NCBI's taxonomy places the organism in Eukaryota, Apicomplexa, Conoidasida, Eucoccidiorida, Sarcocystidae. Gene Ontology annotation, biological process: intracellular protein transport; intra-Golgi vesicle-mediated transport; endoplasmic reticulum to Golgi vesicle-mediated transport.